ACGCUUUCAGACAUGGGGAACUCCACAGGCUGCACCGUGGACGAUCUACAGGCCGUCGAGAUGCACCUCUGGUACAAGAAGUUCAUGACCGAGUGUCCUUCGGGUCAGUUAACGCUCCACGAGUUCAAGCAGUUCUUUGGGCUCCGAGGUCUCGAUUCAGAGGCCAAUGCUUACAUCGAACAGAUGUUCCGCACCUUCGAUAUGAACAAGGAUGGUUAUAUAGACUUCAUGGAGUAUGUAGCAGCACUGAGUCUCGUAAUGAGAGGAAAAAUGGAGCACAAACUGCGCUGGUACUUCAGACUUUAUGAUGUGGAUGGCAACGGCUGCAUAGACCGACAUGAGCUGCUCAAUAUCAUAAAGGCUAUCCGUGCCAUUAACGGCAGCGAUUCUCAGGAAGUGAGCGCGGAAGACUUCACCAACCGCGUGUUUGAGAGGAUCGAUGUGAACGGAGACGGCGAGCUGUCUCUGGAGGAGUUUGUCGAAGGAGCGCGCCGAGACGAAGAGUUCAUGGAGGUGAUGAUGAAGAGUUUGGACCUCAGUCACAUUGUGGCCAUGAUCCACAACCGCAGGAACAGCGUGUAA
Messenger RNA from Ictalurus furcatus (blue catfish), 582 nucleotides. It is a transcript of the gene guca1aa, whose product is annotated as guanylate cyclase activator 1A. The transcript is spliced from 4 exons. NCBI's taxonomy places the organism in Eukaryota, Metazoa, Chordata, Actinopteri, Siluriformes, Ictaluridae. Bases 13 to 582 code for a protein of 189 amino acids. The record is from RefSeq and is a predicted model, not a curated record. Gene Ontology annotation, molecular function: calcium sensitive guanylate cyclase activator activity; calcium ion binding.